CAGAAAUAUCUCAACCAGUUCAGCUAUCUUUCAAUGUCAAGAUCCGGCAACCAUGAUGUGAAGAAAGCCAUCAGCAACUUUCAGCGUUUUGCUGGCUUGGAUGUUACUGGUCGUCUGGACAGACCUACUCUAACUUUGAUGAAAAAACCGAGGUGUGGAAUGCCAGAUGAAGUGGCAAGCGGUAACCGUUUUCGCCGCUAUAAAACAGCCUCAAAAUGGAGGAAGACUUCUUUGACGUACUACAUCCAACAUGGCCGCGACCUCAGCAGAGAUCAGCAAGACCGAAUUUUUGCUAAGGCGUUGCAAUAUUGGGCUGACGUAUCAUCGCUCUCGUUCAGGAGAGUGAACAGUGCAGGACAAGCUGAUUUGAAAAUCAGGUAAAGCGUUGUCUUCAACGAAAACCUUUUUAUCAAAAUGGUCAUCUUCAGACAAAGACGAGAGUAACAAAAAAUGAUAGACGUAUGUCUGCCUGUUUGUUUAUCUGUCUGUUUACAUAUAAAUUGCAUGGUUGUUUAUGGUCUAUGUGUAUGUUUGUUAAUUUGUUCAGUUUACCUUUCCUGAUUUUAGUUUUGGAACCCGAAGACACGGAGGAACCAAUGCUGAGAGAACAUGUGGAAGCACAUUCGACGGCCCGGGUAGGGUUCUGGCACACGCGUACUUCCCCUCUGACGGCCGCGCCCAUUUUGACGAAGAUGAAACAUACACAGAUGGGCAAUCAAGGGGAACAAAUUUGCUGUGGGUUGCCACCCAUGAAUUUGGGCAUUCACUCGGUUUGGAACACACCAACGUCAAAGGUGCAAUCAUGUACCCCUACUAUACUGGCUACGUUCCCAAUAUGAAGCUUCACUCUGAUGACAUUGCAGGGAUACGCUCACUUUACGGUGAGGGGGAGAAAACUUAUCAUAGCUUCUCUUAA
Molecule: messenger RNA, 916 nt
Organism: Pocillopora meandrina
Lineage: Eukaryota; Metazoa; Cnidaria; Anthozoa; Scleractinia; Pocilloporidae
Source: the annotation of a GenBank genome assembly